Cyprinodon variegatus (sheepshead minnow) is the source of this 5027-nucleotide messenger RNA. RefSeq names its product solute carrier family 25 (mitochondrial oxoadipate carrier), member 21 (gene slc25a21). Lineage: Eukaryota; Metazoa; Chordata; Actinopteri; Cyprinodontiformes; Cyprinodontidae. The annotation marks the transcript as partial. The transcript is spliced from 9 exons. The record is from RefSeq and is a predicted model, not a curated record.
CAGUUUCUUCGUAAAUGAAUUGCUUGGCGUGCCUUUUAAAAAACUGAGACGCUUUCACUUUGAAGGCCGCGCCACUGUUAGAGCACAGAGAGCUAGACGCAGGGAUAAAAGCCAAGGGUUUCAAAUCCAGCGUGGAGCGAGUGACCCAACCAGCUACAAGAGUUUGGGAGACUGCUUCCGGACAAUUUUCCAGAGAGAAGGGAUCUUUGGCUUCUACAAGGGAAUCCUGCCUCCGAUCCUGGCAGAGACCCCAAAGCGAGCAGUGAAGUUUUUCACCUUUGAGCAGUACAAGAAGUUGCUGAGUCUGAGCCCUUUGUCUCCGGGUUUGGCAUUGUCUGCAGCAGGCCUCGGCUCAGGCUUGACUGAGGCUGUUGUUGUCAAUCCAUUCGAAGUGGUGAAAGUCAGUCUGCAGGCCAACAGAGAUUCCUUCAAAGAGCAACCCUCUGCUUUUGCCCAAGCACGGUAUAUAAUCAAGUCAGAUGGUUUUGGACUGAGAGGUCUGAAUAAAGGAUUAACAUCAACACUGGGACGCCAUGGAGUUUUCAACAUGAUCUACUUUGGCUUCUACUUUAAUGUCAAGGAUGCUAUUCCCACCAGCCCGGACCCCACAUUAGAGUUCCUGAGGAAAUUUACAAUUGGCCUGAUGUCGGGAACCAUCUCCUCAUGUGUGAAUAUUCCCUUCGACGUAGCAAAGAGCCGCAUUCAAGGCCCCCAGCCAAUACCAGGAGAGAUCAAGUACCGCACCUGCUUCCAGACCAUGGCGUUGGUGUCCCGCGAAGAGGGUUACCUGGCUCUAUACAAGGGGUUGGUUCCCAAGAUUAUGAGACUUGGACCAGGUGGAGCGGUGAUGCUACUGGUCUAUGAAUACAUGUCUGCCUGGUUACAGAAAAACUGGUAAUAAGGUGAACAGGGAAGAUAAAUUAAAGCCUUUCAUUUCUGUUUCCCAAGUUAUUCCUGUUUAACAGAUUUACCAACUGACCACAAAGCCUUUAUUUUUAAAGAUUUUACAAAGAUACCAAAUCAGCAUAUUUGGUCAAAAUACCAUCAUGCUCAGGAAUAAAAGCUGAGCUUAUUUCUAAUAAAGUUCUGUUGCUCAAUAGAAUCUUUUAACACAUUAAGUUUGCACCUAAUUAUAUUUUUUAUCUUAUUAUUUUUUUCAGUAUCAAACAACCCAGCAUAAGCAAAGCAAAUACUGACUUUAUAAAGUGACCUUUGUAAACAAAGCUCUGGUGUUAGUUGAGAAAACACAUCAGAACAACAGGUUUCAUUUUACAGGUAAAUCUGAGCAUUGUUAAAAUGAGAUAUUAGUCAUCUUGGAUGAGAGGUUUUUAUUUUCAGUUCCCACUUAUUAAAAAUUGAUCAGAAUAUAAUGAAUAAAACUUAGAAUCAUGUGAUGGCUUUCACCGUCUGAGAUGCUAUAACUCCCUUACAGUUAAGACGAUGUGGAUGAUUACAGUAUUUUGAUCCUCUUUGAAUUUAAACACCAACAUAUUUAAAGCUUUAAACUGUAAGAAAGUAAAAAAAAAAAAACUUUGAAGUUGUUUACAUGAUAAUCCAUUUCCUGUCUGCCAUAAAUUAAGAUGUAAAUGGCUUUAUAAACCAAACGUGUUUUUUUCCCUGACUGGUAAACUAUCACUCAUGCUAAGUAAAAAGGGUUAAAUGCUUUUUGCUUUUUUUUAUGCACUUCAAAUUUGGACUUAGACAGACACAGUUUACAAGUCACACAACAGGCCAAUAUAAAACAUCUUAGAAAUCUUUUUUUUCCUCAGUGUUUCACAAUAUUCAGCUUUUCUGGUGUUUCUUCACCGGAAAGAAUUGCACAUCAGUGAUGCUUUUCCCCCUUGAGGUUUUCAUUGUGCUCCUUUUUUUUUUUUAAAGCGCGUAGGUAAUUUCUGUCAUUAAAACAUGUGGUUGUUCUUAUUUUAACAGAAUUGUGUUCUUUACCCAUCCCUUCUGGGAAUCAGUCCAAACCAAUUAGUGAGUUUUAUGGAAAAAAAACCAUUGCGAACACACGGACGACACAAAAUAAAUCACUUGGCAUCUAAAGGAUCUUUGUACUUAUCCAUGUGAAAAAUAUGACAUUCGGGUCAGUCAGAGUUACCAAAUCAUACUAACAAAUACUAACAGAUCCAGCUAGUAAAAUUGUAUUCAACUUGCAUCUAAUGUGAUAGACCGAUCAUGACGUGGAGAUAAAAUUAUACGGGGUUUUCAACAUUAAAAAAUAGUGUGUAUUUGUAUAAGUCUCCAGUCAGUCAACACUUUGGAGAGCCUUUCACUGUAAGUUAAGGAUUUUGGGGUAUGUCUCCACUGGCUUUGCAGUUAUAAAAGCUGACAUUUCUACCCACUCUUUGUCCAAAUGGAUGGAAAAUAAACAUCAAUGUUCAAGUUUUUCCACAGAUUGUCAAUUAAAUUAAAGUUUGGUAUUUGCCCGGCUCACAGAUCUAAACCAGGGGGCUACAACCUUUACAAUCCAAAGAGCCAUUUUUGACUUCAGUUUGGCUAAAUACAUCUGAUUUAGAGCCAAUAAUUUUGCAUGACCUUUAGAAUAAAGACAACUGGUUUUGGAAUGAUGGAAAACAACAUUUUACAAAAAGAUGAUGGAUCCAUUUUGUUUUCUAGGGAAUGUUAUUUGUAGAAAAUUUUGUUCAAAUUGGCUAGAAAACAAAUAUAUCUGAAACUGUGAAAUUUUUGUGAUUUCUAAUAGAAAUAUUUCUUGUCUUAAACUUAAAUUUGGUCCUUUUUUUAUUAUAAGUCAAAUUAAUUUAGAGUUGUUGUUGAAGAUGCAAAUAACUACUUGUACUCCAUUCAAUCACAGCUAUAGCUGCAUCUUUAGGGUCUUUCUCCUGUUUGAAAUUAAACCUCCAAAAAUAACGUCUUUUUCAGCUUUUAAUAUUUUUUCCACGAUUGCACUAUACUUGGCUCAAUCUAUCUCCUUAUCCUCCUCAAUCUGUUUCCCUGUCCAUACAAAUGAUUUUACCACAGCAAGAUGGUGCAACCACUCUGUUUUCACUGCAGGGGUAAUAUGAUGACUUGCAGUGUUAGUUUUUACACCACCUUUUUUUUUACCACAUUUGGCAAAAGUUUGGUUAUGUUAAUUCAUUCCAAUAAAUUACUUUAAGGUUUAUGGUGGUUCCCUUACAAAAAAUGGCUUCUCUUUCAAGGCACUGUGUUUAUAGUUGCAAAUAUAUACUUUGAUCUCUGAAGUAUGCUUUACUAUUAUCAUUUGAAUCAAUAAAAUAUUUUUUAUUGAAUUAAAUUCCAUCUCUAUAGAAAUGUUUUUUUACUUUUCAAUGGUCUAAAAUUGCGCUGCACAUAAAUUUUAGAAAAUGUUUAUGUUUUUUUUAAGAAUAAAAAAACAUUUAACUUUGUUAACAGUGUUUCCACCCCACCGACCCAUCCUAAUGGCCGACUUCUGCUGUCAGACUCCCGUCUUCUCUGCUUGUGUUUCAGUUCAGCACUGAUAUAAGCAUAUCAGCUUUCCGGCGUUUACUGCGCCAUCACUCGCUUCUUGUCUCUCUGCCAUCCUAGCUUUUUGUUGUUUGACUAGCUGUCAGCCAAAGAAGCUGCGCUUGCCAGCCAAGUGUCAGUCUCUUCCGUGUGUGAGCAUAGUUUUUAGUGCAAGCUAAAACAACACGCUUAAGAAAAAUUCUAAUGUGGCUGCAGAUUUCAACCGGGGGAGUUCCUGCACACGUUCCUUCCCUUUACCGGCCUAUCUUUUCAACAAAUAUGCAGUCUCACACACACCUGCUCGACAGCCGCAGGCGAAGGGACUGCCCUCGAAGACACUUAUCAUAACUUCAUCUGGUAGAAGCUUAAAUCGAGCCACGUUGGUAUUUGACAGCUUUCCUUAAUGUGGGAGUUUUCUUCGCGCCAAACUAAAACGGCCGCCGGUUUUUUGCCCAGGGGCAUGUGGUGACAGACGAACAACUGUGUCUUGCAGGCUGAUGAAAUCGUAGAUGCUUAACCUGCCCAUUCUGUAAUGAAGUGUUCAGUGUAGAUUUUUGUUUGGGGCCUGACAGCUUGCAACAUGCGUACCAAAAUUGCCGGUAGCUAGGCAACAAAGCCACCCUUUACCUGAAUUCCCUGCACAUCUCGAGCAUCAUAAAUCAGCAAGAUGCUCAGUCUUGAUAUGAAAUGUUUCACCUCAGUGGCUCCACUUUGACAAACCUGCAAUCUGCGUGCAGCUCUGCCUGUGUUUUCCAAUGCAAACACAGUCGGUGAUUAAUGUGUGCUAAAAUCUACCCCAGUGAGGGUGCAUGCAUACACAAAGACAUGUUGGGGUUUUUCUCUGCUGAUUUUUUUUCUUUUCUCCUCUGUUUUAGAGGUUUUGCUCACCUGUCUGGUCAAUGUUGUUGUUUCAAGGCAUUAGGAAAACACUCUGGCUGUCGUCAGCUUCUUUUAAAAGUGCUCACUGAGCAGAAGCACGCAUGGAGCUCUGUUUUCAGCCAGUGUCAACAUUCUCUGCUCUGUGUUACUCUGCAAAACGGGGCUGUCUUGUUUCUGAUUGCAUGUGGAGAAGUAAAGAUAACCAUAUGACACUGAAGUCAGACUCAACAUAAUUAAUUAUAAACACGUGUCGGCCUCUAUUUUCAAAACUACAUCUUAGACCAUAAACCUGAGCAGCAAGGGCCUUUUUAAAAACUUGAUUGUUUUUGUACAUAUUAUAAUAUUUUCUAUAACUAGGUUGAGUUCCAAUGUUUUAUGUAAAAGAAAGCCAUUUCUUGUCUUUUUCUGAAGUGAAGAGAAAUGUUUUGUUAAACAUGCAACUCUCUCCUGCAAGUGAAAGAGUCAUUUGCUGUUGGUGUUAGACUGUCUUUGCUAGAAGGACGGCUGUGAUGGCCAGCCUCUGCGAUGUGGUUCACAUACGGUCAAACACUGCGACCGUGAGCAACGGUCCGUGACCACUGGAUGCGGGGAGAGGUGCUUUCCAAGUCAAAUCAGCUCCUGCAUUGGGAGGACUUGUUGACACUGCAACGCAAAGGGACUGUUUAUGCUGCAACACAGGACGGACAGUGAAAAAAAAAAAA